This is a messenger RNA of Trichosurus vulpecula (common brushtail), 391 nucleotides long. It is a transcript of the gene ATP5MK, whose product is annotated as ATP synthase membrane subunit DAPIT. Lineage: Eukaryota; Metazoa; Chordata; Mammalia; Diprotodontia; Phalangeridae. Bases 86 to 262 code for a protein of 58 amino acids. The record is from RefSeq and is a predicted model, not a curated record. The transcript is spliced from 4 exons.
GCUCUUCCGGGUCGGGGUUGGGGGCGGCCGCAGCGGACAGUGAAGGGCAGCGGCUGCGGUGGGUCCUGCGGUCGGGAUUUCAAUUAUGGCAGGUCCAGAAUCUGACAGUCAGUAUCAGUUCACUGGUUUUAAGAAAUACUUCAAUUCAUACACCCUUAAUGGCAGAAAGAAUUAUGUACUGGCCACUUAUGGAGGAAUCGCUUUGCUCAUACUUUACUUCAAGGCAAGGUCUAAAAAAACUCCAGCUGUGAAAGAAACAUAAAUGGAGCCCAGUAUAUGUGUGUGUGUGUGUGUGUAUACUUUGUCCAUCAUCAAGUUCCCUGGCUAAAGGACCUGCUGUCAACUUAGCAUGUAAUCUAUAGCUCUUGAAAUAAAACAUGAACUCAGAAAA